This is a messenger RNA of Salvia hispanica, 933 nucleotides long. Its product is annotated as protein cornichon homolog 4-like. The record is from RefSeq and is a predicted model, not a curated record. Gene Ontology annotation, biological process: vesicle-mediated transport. NCBI's taxonomy places the organism in Eukaryota, Viridiplantae, Streptophyta, Magnoliopsida, Lamiales, Lamiaceae.
GCAAAAGUAACAUCCGAAGUAGGUACCUGAAAAUUCCACUUGGUUGACUUUGUCGUUUUUCCUCCGCCGAAAGGGUUUCGAUUUCGGUCAUUUAUUUCGCCGGCGGAGAUUCGUCUCUUGUGAAAGCUCCACGGUGCACUGCGCACCUGGCGCUCCACUCCUUUCUAUUUCUAAACCACUGCGUUUAAUUUUAGGGAAACAGAACUCUUAAGGAAGAGAUAAGGAUAUGAAAGAGGUGUUGGCAUGGUUGCUCUUCUUCUUCAUACUCAUUGCUCUCCUCGUUAUGAUCGUAUUCCAGCUUAUGUGUUUGGCGGAUUUAGAAUUUGAUUACAUCAAUCCGUAUGACUCAGCAUCUCGAAUAAACCGAGUAGUUUUACCGGAGUUCAUCACACAAGGAGUUCUCUGCUUCCUCUUCCUUGUCACCGGACAUUGGUUUAUGUCACUUCUCUGUGUCCCAUACCUGUACUACAACGUGAGACUGUACCAGCGAAGACAGCAUCUUGUAGAUGUAACUGAAAUCUUCAACUUGUUAAACUGGGAAAAGAAGGAGAGACUUUUCAAGCUUGGUUAUAUCAUACUUCUUCUCUUCAUGUGUUUGUUCUGGAUGAUUUACAAUGCACUAGAAGACGACGAGCAUUCGUUUUAGGUGUUUCUGUUUGUACUUCUUAAACAGCACUGGCACCGGCACUCAGCUGCUCCUGCAACAUCCUGUUUGGAUGGAUUGAAUGAAAGCGCCAUCGAGUUGUUAUACUUAUUUGCUUGUAUUUUAUAAUUCGAGCAAUAUUUAUAACUCUUUUCAGUUUCGAUCACCGGCUUCUCUAAUUUGGUUUAAUUUUGAAGAUGUAAUAUAGUUCAAAUGUAAACUUAUUUCUCAUGUGCUGUGCCCAAGCCCUUUCUUUCAGAAUUGGGAACCUUUAUUUGGGAUUUGAGUCA